Messenger RNA from Linum trigynum, 327 nucleotides. The record is from the annotation of a GenBank genome assembly. Lineage: Eukaryota; Viridiplantae; Streptophyta; Magnoliopsida; Malpighiales; Linaceae.
AUGCUGGAGCUGGAGGAAUGGUGUUACCACGCUUAUGAAAACACCAAGUUGUAUAAGGAGCAAACUAAGCGUCUUCACGACGCUCCAUUGAAGGGUCCGAAGGAGUUUCAGGUUGGCGAUCGAGUUCUUCUUUAUAAAUCUCGCCUGAAACUCUUUCCUGGAAAACUCCGCUCCCGGUGGUCUGGACCGUUCACGGUCACGCAGGUGUUCUCGUAUGGCAUGAUCGAGAUUGCCAACCCGCAGACUAAGCCGUUUAAAGUGAAUGGCCAUCGUCUCAAGCUCUAUUGGGAUUUGAGGUCGAAUGACUCACUUCUACUGUCACUCUAG